Messenger RNA from Pygoscelis adeliae (Adelie penguin), 1895 nucleotides. RefSeq names its product Williams-Beuren syndrome chromosome region 17 (gene GALNT17). The record is from RefSeq and is a predicted model, not a curated record. Gene Ontology annotation, cellular component: Golgi apparatus. The transcript is spliced from 11 exons. NCBI's taxonomy places the organism in Eukaryota, Metazoa, Chordata, Aves, Sphenisciformes, Spheniscidae. The annotation marks the transcript as partial.
AGAGUCAAAGUCCUGCUGGUGUUAAACUUGAUCGCGGUGGCUGGCUUCGUCCUCUUCCUGGCCAAGUGCAGACCCAUCACGGCCAAGAGCGGCGACUCCUUCCAUGACAUCCAUCCCAGGGCAGAAGUGGCCAACUUGACAGCCCGCGGCAUCAGCUCCAUCCAGGAUGCGGUGCUGAAGAGACUCUCCCUCCUAGAAGAUAUAGUCUACAGGCAGCUGAAUGGUCUGUCCAAGUCACUUGGUCUCAUUGAAGGCUAUGGUGGACGUGGUAAAGGUGGGCUUCCAGCCACCCUGUCCCCUGAGGAGGAGGAGAAAGCGAAGGGACCACAUGAGAAAUACGGCUACAACUCCUACCUCAGUGAGAAAAUUUCACUGGAUCGUUCCAUACCAGAUUAUCGUCCAACCAAGUGCAAAGAGCUGAAAUAUGGCAAGGACCUACCCCAGAUCUCCAUCAUCUUCAUCUUCGUGAACGAAGCGCUAUCGGUUAUCCUGCGAUCAGUGCACAGUGCUGUUAAUCAUACGCCAGCUCACCUCCUGAAGGAGAUUAUCCUUGUGGAUGACAACAGUGAUGAAGAGGAACUGAAGGCGCCGCUAGAAGAAUACGUCAAUAAACGAUACCCAGGCCUCGUGAAGGUGGUGCGCAACCAGAAGAGGGAAGGCCUUAUCCGAGCUCGUAUUGAAGGCUGGAAAGCUGCCACUGGCCAGAUCACUGGAUUUUUUGAUGCUCAUGUGGAGUUCACUGCCGGCUGGGCUGAGCCGGUACUUUCACGGAUUCAGGAAAAUCGGAGAAGGGUCAUUCUUCCCUCCAUAGACAACAUCAAGCAGGACAACUUCGAGGUGCAGCGUUACGAGAACUCUGCCCACGGGUACAGCUGGGAGCUGUGGUGCAUGUACAUCAGCCCCCCCAAGGACUGGUGGGAUGCUGGAGACCCCUCGCUGCCCAUCAGGACACCAGCGAUGAUCGGUUGCUCGUUCGUUGUGCACAGAAAGUUCUUUGGAGAGAUUGGGCUUCUCGAUCCUGGGAUGGAUGUGUACGGAGGGGAGAACAUAGAACUUGGCAUCAAGGUGUGGCUGUGCGGUGGCAGCAUGGAGGUCCUGCCCUGCUCCAGGGUGGCUCACAUCGAGCGCAAGAAGAAGCCCUACAACAACAACAUUGGUUUCUACACCAAGCGCAACGCCCUGCGGGUGGCUGAGGUGUGGAUGGACGACUACAAAUCACACGUCUACAUUGCGUGGAACCUGCCGCUGGAGAACCCAGGUAUUGACAUUGGGGAUGUUUCAGAGAGAAAAGCAUUAAGGAAGAGCUUGAAGUGUAAAAAUUUCCAGUGGUACCUGGACCACGUUUAUCCGGAAAUGAGAAGAUACAACAACACCAUCGCUUAUGGCGAGCUUCGAAACAACAAGGCGAAAGACGUCUGCCUUGACCAGGGCCCGCAGGAGAACCACACAGCAAUAUUGUACCCGUGCCACGGCUGGGGACCACAGCUUGCACGCUACACCAAGGAGGGAUUCCUUCAUCUCGGUGCCCUUGGGACCACGACUCUUCUACCCGAUACCCGCUGCCUGGUGGAUAACGUGAAAAGCCGCUUCCCUCAGCUCCUUGAUUGUGAAAAGGUCAAGAGCAGCCUCCAUAAGCGCUGGAAUUUCAUACAGAACGGUGCCAUCCUGAACAAGGGAACGGGACGAUGCUUGGAAGUGGAGAACAGGGGAAUGGCUGGCAUCGAUCUGAUUCUUCGCAGCUGCACAGGACAAAGGUGGACGAUUAAAAAUUUCAUCAAGUAAAGGGUGGAAAAGUCAGAGGAGUUUGACUCGAAACACAGCUGACUUGGACUGAUCCGGCUGGACUCCUUUGGAAAGGAUGAAAUAUCAAAACAGAGCUUUAUUCAUGUUAUUAG